Molecule: messenger RNA, 2026 nt
Organism: Alligator mississippiensis (American alligator)
Lineage: Eukaryota; Metazoa; Chordata; Crocodylia; Alligatoridae
Gene: SNAI2
Product: snail family transcriptional repressor 2
Exons: 3
Coding region: 215-1021 (268 amino acids)
Biological process (GO): regulation of DNA-templated transcription
Molecular function (GO): DNA-binding transcription factor activity, RNA polymerase II-specific; RNA polymerase II cis-regulatory region sequence-specific DNA binding
Source: RefSeq, a predicted model, not a curated record
CCCUUCCCACCUGCACCUGACUAGUGGGUAUUUACAGCACUUUUCAAGGAGCCUCUGCACUGCCACUACACAAUUUCACUGCAUGGACUGAGCAGAGUAGACAAUGCUAUAGGGACCAAUGUGCUAGCAGUGAUUCUGUGUGCUGCACACGAUCUGGGGACCGUUAUUCCAAAGUAAAGGCGAUUCUGAAAGAAGGAGAAAUCCUGCAUUCAAAAUGCCACGAUCUUUCCUGGUCAAGAAACAUUUCAAUUCAUCCAAGAAGCCCAAUUACAGUGAACUGGACACACAUACAGUGAUAAUCUCCCCAUACUUAUAUGAGAGCUAUCCAGUGCCUAUAAUACCACAACCAGAGAUCCUGAGCUCAGUAUCUUACAAUCCCAUUACUGUCUGGACUACAACUGGGCUUCUACCAUCCCCAUUACCCAAUGACCUCUCUCCUCUCUCUGGAUACCCCUCAUCCUUGGGAAGAGUUAGCCCACCUCCACCCUCUGACACCUCAUCCAAGGAUCACAGUGGUUCAGAAAGUCCCAUUAGCGAUGAAGAAGAGAGAAUCCAGUCAAAGCUUUCAGAUCCACAUGCAAUUGAAGCUGAAAAGUUUCAGUGCAGUUUAUGCAACAAGACCUAUUCAACUUUCUCGGGGUUGGCCAAACACAAGCAGCUGCACUGUGAUGCCCAGUCUAGGAAAUCAUUCAGCUGUAAGUACUGUGACAAGGAGUACGUCAGCUUGGGAGCCCUUAAGAUGCACAUCAGGACCCACACACUACCUUGUGUCUGCAAGAUCUGUGGCAAGGCUUUCUCUAGACCCUGGCUACUUCAAGGACACAUUAGAACUCACACUGGAGAGAAGCCUUUUUCCUGUCCACACUGCAACAGAGCAUUCGCAGACCGAUCCAAUCUGAGGGCUCAUCUGCAGACCCAUUCAGAUGUGAAGAAAUACCAGUGCAAAAAUUGCUCCAAAACUUUCUCUAGGAUGUCUCUUCUGCACAAACAUGAGGAAUCUGGCUGCUGUGUAGCACACUGAGUCAUGCAGUCAAUGUUUACCUGGACUCAAUGAGUUUCUCCACUCCUGUUCCAAAUGAUAAAUGGAAAUCCAAAGCAUUUUCUCUUCAACUUCCCAACCAAAAGCAAACAAAAAAAUAGUGGAAGAACUUAAAAUGUCAGUACAAAUGAGCUUAAGUAUUUCUUUUCAGUCACGUAUGAAUUUUGAAAUGCUAAUAACCAUGCAUGACAUUUCAAACAGAUCAUAAGGAAGAAGCACUGUCUACUUUCUUUAAACAUGAAGCCAAAUGCAUGUAGUCUUACUACAAAGAGUUAACAGUACAUUCCUGCCAACCUAUUUCAACCAAAGAACAGUAUUUGAAAAGAAACUGUAAUAAUAACUAAGAAACCUAUCCCAACUACAUUUUGCCAGACACCAUUUAUCUCAGGUGCCUUAAAAAGUAUUCCAAGUUUACUUUAGUAAAUGUCUAAUAUUACUGGUUGUUGUUCUUUUAUCAUUAUUAUUAAAAACCAAGGGCUUUACUGAUGACCUGAAAUGCUUUAAAAGUGAAUAAUUAAAAGAAGAGGCAAGAGAACACAAAAAAGAAUGUAUGAAAAAUCGACUGUCAUGAUCAAACCGCAUGUGCCUUUAAAAACAGACUGUAGCUUCAAACAUUCCUGGUGCAUGCUUGACCCAGCAUUUAAUAUGGAAAAGUUCCUCUAAACUUUAUCCUUUUUUUUAAACGGGAAUAAGUGCAAAAGACGGGGUACAUGGGAGUUUGACAAUGAAUUUUAAUUUUUUUUUUAAUGCACAAAGGAAAUGCAAUAUGUUCAGCAAUUCCCCUCCAAGUGCCUUUUUUAUUAAUGAUUUUGUAAAGUAUGUGGACAUAAUGUAAAUAUUUUUAUUUUUAUAUGAUUGAAUGUGUUAUGAAUGAAAGCAAAAUGUUACCUAUGGCUGCAUCUAUAGAUAACUUGAAGAUAGCGUGAAGUGAAAUUUGUUACGUUGUUUUCUAGCCACUUUUUUUACAAUAAACAUUUUUGAGUAAGA